AGAAUGCGAGACUGACUGCGGCGCCCUGUUUCCUUUCCCCGCUGUAAAUGGGCAAGUGCGCGAGCUCCGGCAGAAUUCUACUCAUCAACGGUCACAAACUUUAGUCACAGACAGCGUUUAACUCUCAUUUGUAGGCACGCAAUACAUCAGCGGUUAAUACAUUAAGCCAGGCUGUUGUUUCUGAAGCGCCUCGGCGAGUUUUGGUCGUUUGUUUGAGGUGUAAACAGUGUGAAAGAGGAGUUGUGGGUGGGUUUGACGGUUAUGGCAGCACCGCGACCCAUUAAAGGGAUCCUGAAGAACAAAUCCAGUAUCAAAGCCCGACCCGAAGAGCCAGUCCAGGACACCCCAGAACCAGGAGCCCCUAUAAACUCUGAAGACGACCAGCAGAAGAAGUCACAGAAAUGGGAUGAAAUGAACAUUUUGGCCACAUAUCACCCGGCGGAUAAGGACUAUGGGCUGAUGAAGAUAGACGAACCCAGCACGCCAUACCACAGGAUGGUCGGCGAUGAAGAGGAUGAGGGGGCGCUCAGCGAUUCGGACGGGAAUACAGUCCUACCCGGAGAUGACCUCGCUAAGAAGCUGGCGGCAGCGGCGGAAGGCGCAGGAUCUCGCUUCAUGGAGGAACCAGAAGAGGAGAGCAGUGAGGAAGAGGAGGAGGAGUUGAGUCCGGAGGAGCAAGCCAGAAAGAAGCAGUUUCAGAUGAUGAGGAAGAUGCAUUAUAAUGAAGGUAUGAACAUUAAACUAGCCCGACAACUCAUCGCCAGUGAGCUGGAAGAGGAGGAAGAUGAGGAUGAAGAGAUGAAGGACGACACAGAGACCGAGGACAUCACCGUUGACCCCCCACAAGACGCUGAUUCCUUGGAUUCAUAAGGAUGUCGAGAUUUUGUCCAUCAACUCCUGCCUUGUCCCAUGAACGUCUGGAAGGCGCAGUGUCGUCACCGGUUCAGCUCCAGGAUUCCCCUCCACCCCGUGUUUCCCACCGACACCACAAUGCCACGCAUAUCGUCCAGCUCCCUUAUUUGCCAAACUUUUAUUGUCGUCACGCUAAGAAACGAGACCGUUAUCAAACAGGUCCAGGCCUGGAGUCCACCCUCUUCCUGUGGCGAGAGCGUGGGAGGCCGCUGAGAAGUGUGCUUGAGUCCUACACCCCGUCACGACUCGCUGACCGCUGACUUCCACAAUGAACCGUACGCUUUCUCUGAUUUCCCAACUCUUUAAGUAAUUGAGUUUAAUGCGAUCUGAGCAGGCAGGUGGUUUAGUAUGCACUGGUAAUGGGGGACUGAUGUGGUCUUGGGCUUUGACACACACCGCUCACAUGAGCUCUACUGUAUGCAUGGCUUCUGAAAACCAUGUUUAACUACAUUGGCACUAAGAGUAUCUGCCCUGUGUAUGAUUAACAGGCGAGUAUUACAUAACUAGAUAUGAACCUACUGAUCACUCGACUGAACCCUUUGGUUGUCUCUGUUGCUUUUCCGAAACUGCAGAAGGUUUAAUAGAUGCUGAACAGUUCUGAUGGAUUUUGACUUGGCAUCCUUAUUGAGCUUUGUUUGUUUUGAUUGCCUUUUAUUUCCUAAAUGCCAUUAUAAUGAGGUUAUUUCUUUCUGUGAUUGCUGAAGAAUAUAAUUGCCCUGCAGUACCAAAUAAAAGAAAAAAA
This is a messenger RNA of Sinocyclocheilus rhinocerous, 1654 nucleotides long. Its product is annotated as protein phosphatase inhibitor 2-like. The record is from RefSeq and is a predicted model, not a curated record. The transcript has 6 exons. Gene Ontology annotation, biological process: regulation of signal transduction. Bases 262 to 870 code for a protein of 202 amino acids. Gene Ontology annotation, molecular function: protein phosphatase inhibitor activity. Lineage: Eukaryota; Metazoa; Chordata; Actinopteri; Cypriniformes; Cyprinidae.